This is a messenger RNA of Ochotona curzoniae (black-lipped pika), 995 nucleotides long. RefSeq names its product neuronal vesicle trafficking associated 2 (gene NSG2). NCBI's taxonomy places the organism in Eukaryota, Metazoa, Chordata, Mammalia, Lagomorpha, Ochotonidae. Gene Ontology annotation, cellular component: membrane; endosome. Gene Ontology annotation, molecular function: clathrin light chain binding. The record is from RefSeq and is a predicted model, not a curated record. Gene Ontology annotation, biological process: endosomal transport; clathrin coat assembly; G protein-coupled dopamine receptor signaling pathway. Bases 154 to 669 code for a protein of 171 amino acids. The transcript has 5 exons.
UCACUCUCAGAAGCUCCGAUCUAGACACACGCGAGGCGCUGUCCUUUCAGCACCACAAGCUCCGGCGGAGCAGCAACGACUCCUCUUGAAAUUGGCUUGGAUCUGUUCUGACUCCCCAAGAGUGCAGCGCAGUCUGGGAAGAGAGACAUAAGGAUGGUGAAGCUGAACGGUAACCCCGGUGAGAAGGGAACCAAGCCGCCUUCAGUGGAGGAUGGGUUCCAGACCGUCCCCCUCAUCACUCCCCUGGAGGUUAAUCACUUACAGCUGCCUGCUCCGGAGAAGGUGAUUGUGAAGACAAGAACGGAAUAUCAGCCCGAACAGAAGAACAAAGGGAAGUUCCGGGUGCCGAAAAUCGCUGAAUUUACGGUCACCAUCCUUGUCAGCCUGGCCCUAGCUUUCCUUGCCUGCAUCGUAUUCUUGGUGGUUUACAAAGCCUUCACCUACGACCACAGCUGCCCAGAAGGAUUUGUCUAUAAGCACAAGCGCUGUAUUCCAGCCUCCCUGGAUGCUUACUACUCAUCCCAGGACCCUAACUCCAGAAGCCGCUUCUACACAGUCAUCAGCCACUACAGUGUGGCCAAGCAGAGCACUGCCCGGGCCAUCGGGCCCUGGCUGUCGGCAGCUGCUGUCAUCCAUGAGCCCAAGCCACCCAAGACCCAGGGCCAUUAGAAGCCUAGCCCAGCCAGAAUAGGGAGGAGGGGAGUGGGGGCGGAGAUGGAGAUGGGGGGGCCCCCGUUGAUCAAGCCAAGCUCCAGUUAUAAGACAAUACUGUACUCCUGGGAGAUGAGGGCGGGGGUGGGCUGGGGGUGGGCGGGAGGGAGGAGCUCUCCUAAAAUCUCGUGCGCUGGAGUCGUCUGAAUCGAUAUUUCUUUUUUGUCCCUUGGUAUCGUUGAUUUGUCCCGAGUCAGGCUCAUGUACAAAGGCAUGUUUCGUGUUGAGUGUUCCCAUGUAAGAUAUUUUCAAAGCCACUGCUUAUUCUUUGUUAGGAAAACUUG